UAUAAUAAAAAAAAGGACACGCCUAAAACACGGCACAAACUCAAAAUCAAAAUCCCCAAAUUGUAUUUUCUAGGGUUUGUAAGAAAUCAUGGCUAACAUCGUGUCGGAGUUGAACAUUGAUGCUGAUCAUGAAAGGCUGAAGCGAAAGGCUGAUUUUGAUGACGAGGAGAAGAAGGAUUCUGAAAGCAGCGGAGAGGCAGAUGCUUCUGAUGAUGAUGCUUCUGAUGAUGAUGCUAGCGAAGACGAUACUGAUUCUGAAGGCGGUGAAGAUGCUGCUGCUUCUGAAGGCGGUGAAGCUGCUGCCGCUAAAGCUGCCGCUAAAGCUGCCGCUAAAGCUGCUGCUGCUAAAUCUGCCGAAGCUUAUUUUGCUGGUUUUGAAAACGAGGAAGAAAGAAAUAAAAUGCGGGAGUAUUGCAGAAUUCUGGAGGAGUCUGAUGGUUUUGAUCUCGGAAAGGAUCCCCCUACGAAUCAUAUUGGUGGUAGAAACGAAAUUGAUGUGAAGAAUUUCAAUGAUGCUCUUCUUACGGAAUGCAUUGAUGCUCUCAUUGUUGUAAUUAAGCAUCGCAACGAGGAGAAGGGUGAAAAUUUGGAAUUUGUGGAGGUGACUAAGGCAAUUUUUACAGGAUGCAUUCAUUAUUGGGUAACCUUUAUAGCUAGAAACAAGACUACAGAAAAGCUGGACACUUAUCAAUCACAGAUGUUUUACAAUGUGUCUACUGGCAUGGUUCGAGUCGAAUUGUUCAGGCUUAAACCAAGUGGAGAUAGUACAGCUAUCCAAGCUUAAUCGUAUUCAUCAAGAUGACAGAAGAUGUUUGUGAAUUGUGGACAUGUCAGCCAGAUUUCUAUUUAUAUAUACGUUUGCUGAUGGCCAUAUCCAUGAUCUGUGAUGUGUGUUAGUAUUAGGAUGGCAUAACAUAGUUCUACUUUUUGCAAGACUUUCUGGAUGUUAUUAACUUUAUCCAAUUUGAACUUAUUAUCUAUAUGUAAUAUUUAUGUUUUAGGUGA
Messenger RNA from Mercurialis annua (annual mercury), 1005 nucleotides. RefSeq lists its product as uncharacterized. Bases 89 to 784 code for a protein of 231 amino acids. The transcript is spliced from 4 exons. The record is from RefSeq and is a predicted model, not a curated record. Lineage: Eukaryota; Viridiplantae; Streptophyta; Magnoliopsida; Malpighiales; Euphorbiaceae.